This is a messenger RNA of Plasmodium inui San Antonio 1, 3882 nucleotides long. RefSeq lists its product as hypothetical. The record is from RefSeq and is a predicted model, not a curated record. Gene Ontology annotation, cellular component: nucleus. NCBI's taxonomy places the organism in Eukaryota, Apicomplexa, Aconoidasida, Haemosporida, Plasmodiidae. The transcript is spliced from 5 exons. Bases 1 to 3882 code for a protein of 1293 amino acids.
AUGAGCGAGGCGAACAGAGGUGGUAGCCAAAAGGAGGGAGGAAAAAACGACGGCGUGUCAUUCAGCACUUCAGGAAAGGGUGGCAAUGUGUAUGAAGCAAGUCCAAAGGAAGGAAACAAGUACCUGUAUAAUAAUUCCACUUAUGGAGGGUACGGCCCUCCAGGAAGUGGGCUAAGUAGUCUACAGAAUUUUGGCGCAUUGAAUAAUUCCCACAGUGGUUAUCCAAAUGGUUAUCAAAAUAGCUACGCAGGUGGAGGUUAUCAAAAUAUGGCUUACCAAAUGGGUGGGUACCAAGGGGGUGGCAACUCCUUUGGAAGUUACGCAAACUAUCAGAGCGGUAACUACGUUUACAGUAAAAGUGAGAAUUAUUUCUCUAAUUUUAACUGCUGCGGAGAUAGCACAAGUUACAGUCACGUGAAGGAUUGUACCAACAUGAGGGGUGGAGGUAAAGCAAACAACAGUAGUGCUAUGUCCAAAGAGGUCCAUGAAGAGGAGGCGAAGAAGAAUGACAAGGAUAUGGACCCACCAUCUAGUAACGUAAAUAACGAUGAUAAGUAUGUAGAGAUGUACAUCAAUAAGGUGAAGGAGAUAUACUACUUCCACGUGUUUUAUCAUUAUCUAAAAUUAGGGUACCCAGAAAAGGAAGCCUCCAUGGAAUCGAAAAAGUACAUUUUUAUAACGUUAAGUAGGUACUUCCUGUUAGUUAAAAAUGCUAUUUUGUCGUCAAAAGAAUCAAUUAAACAGAUAAAUAAUUGUGUCUCUUCAAAUUUGUCCUAUUAUCAACAAGAGACAAAUCUCCAAGAAUUUCUACUUAAUCAGAAGGUAAAUUUACAGAGUAUGAAUUUGGGAUCGUUAAAUAUUGGGAAUAUUAAUUUGCCCCUAAGUGACCAUGAGAAGUUGGGCGAUUUGUCUAAACUGAACUCUGGUGAGGUUGAUAGUGCGGAACACCAUAUGAGCGGCACCGUAGAAGGGAGUAACUCUGCAAACAGUGGUGUUAAGGCGAAGCAAGGGAAUGACUCCACUGACAUGGAGGGUGGAGCCAACCAAAACGAUGUCUACAAUUUUAAAGUGGAAAAAAUUAACAAUAUGAUUGACUCGAUUGAAGAGAUGAAGAAGUUAAACAAGAGUAAAAAAAUGAAUAAUUACACUUAUGAUGAACAGAGCAGUGGAACCGGUGGAGAGCCUAACAAUGGCAUAAUUAACGGCAGUAAAAAUAGCAACGAUUAUCCCUUUAAUUAUGAGGCGAAAAAGAAAAUAAGCUUUACCUUGAACAAAUCGAAAAAUAAAUUAUUUCAAAUGUAUGGCAGGGCUGGUAAUGACCCUAGCCGCAGGACUGCCAAUCAUGAAGUGGCCGAUGGUAGGCGUUUAGGUGGUGAGGAUAGGAACAAUGAUCGGAAGGUGCAGACUGGUUUGUAUCCCCCCAGUGCAGUUAUGAUGAAGGAUCCAAGUCACGUUGCAGGAAACAACUUUGUUCAUAUGUUCCCGUAUGAUCAGCAGCGCGUUCGUAAUGAUGCGAGUAGCCCCUUCAGCGGUGAUGCCACAGGCAGGAAUGACAUCACCGAGGGGAUUCCGAUAAACCAGGGCCCCAUGGGGUAUGCCAACGGAGCAAGAGGAAAUAACGCACACGAUGGAUUAAACCACGACGUGGUUGCCAGUUACGCAGGUGGAGACGAGACAAGAGGAAGCAACAAUGACUAUCACCUUAGCAGUCAAGCGGUGAAAGCGAACGAUGAAAGUGAGCUCAGCAACAAGUACAAAAGGAAUGGUACAUCAGGCUUUAACAGUGUCAGCGGCAUGCCUCACGGAAGAGACAUUAACGGAAAUGAUCCGAAGUCGUAUGGCAAUACUCGUUACUCCUUGUAUGGCAGCGAGCGGGAGUCUCAUUUGUUCCCAAACGGAAUGAAUAUCAAAGCGAAUUAUGACACGAGCAGUAAUCGCCUUGGGGGAAUGGGUCAUCAGGGAGGGAACGGCAAGGAGCCGUUCGUGCCAGGCGUUGAGCAGAGGUAUGACGAGAAUCGUAGGGGGCACGAUGAAGGCAGCGACGUGGAGGAGCGGCAGCAAGUGGGGAAGCAUGAGAACAGGGAUCGCCGACUUUAUAAACAUGUUAACGACACAGGUCGCUCGACAAAUCAGAGCACCAUCAGGAAAGACGUGAGUGGCAGGUACAGAAUGCAUAAGGAUGGCAUUCGGGACGGCGAGGAGCUGGACAGGGGCAGUCGGGGUCUCUACAAGGAUGGGGGUUACGACCAGGAUAACCUCAGCAGUGACAACGUUGGCAGUGGUAACCUCGGCAGUGGCAUCCUCAGCAGCGGUAGUAGGUACCCGCAUGUUGCCAGGGCUCACAGGACAAGCGCGGAGGAGGAACCCUCCGAUGGACUGAAAAAGUGUGACACCUUUAAGAUGUAUAUAAAUAACAUACAGGAGGAAUUCAAGGAAGAAUGCAAGAACGCCAAUUUUGCAAGAAUGUUGAAAGAGUUCAUAAGCAGACUAGUAGCAUGGAACAGGAAGAGAGCUACGAACACGUGGUUUUGGAGGUUCAACGUGAUGCCAACGAAGGAGGAUAUCUUCUCCAUGGACAUGCUCUUUUUCACGCGUAGAAAAGCGAAAAAGCGGUACGCGAUGAACGACGAGGACAACGACAUGGAGUACGGCCUCAAUUUCAGUGACAAGAAGAAGAAGUUAAGCGCAGAGGAAAUCGAGAGUCGGGAUAGGAGAUUGGAGAAGUAUGGGAAUGUCUCCAAAGGGAAAAAGAAUGAACAGUCCGAUAACUCAUUUUACAUUGAUUACAACGGAGCGCAUGACGUGGAUCACAGUGAUUACAACACCCUGGAGAAGCUGCUUGACAAAUACAACUUCUCCAGCUGCUACAAGAAUAAGAAUUUUGUGGGUUCGUGUAAAAGCAUCCAGAAAUUUUUCUUCAGAUUGACGUCCCUCCCGGAACGGAAAAAUGUGAGAAACUUCUCCGUACUUAAGUGCACCUACGCAUACGUCCUGCAAAAGUACAACCAAGACAGGAACUAUAAGUAUAUCAACGAGCAGUUCAGAUCGAUGCGGCAAGACAUGAACAUCCAGAACAUUUUCCACGACGAUGUGGUCAAUAUAUACGAGACGAACAUCAGGAUCUGUAUCGUGAACAAUGACCUUUUCCAAUUCCUGCAGUGUAUCAACAAGCUGUUUGAGUUGUACCAGCGGCUGAACAUAAAGAAGUCCAAGGUCGAAUUCCUCUGCUACAAGCUCAUUUAUCUGACCCUUCAGAACAUGCACCAGGAGUUCCUCGUCGAAUACCUAACGCUGAGCGACGAGGAGAAGAAUCAUCAGAACGUGCAACUGUGUUACUACCUAAAUGAGUGCAUCAAGAAUAAGAUGUAUUUAGUAAACAUCAACAUGGUGGCUCCCUUAAACGAUGAGGCAAACCAUCUCUAUAUAUACAGGAGAGUAUUUAUUAAUAACCAUAUUUUGACUUAUCUACCUAAUCUGAUGGGAUUGAGCGAGAACCGAGAUUUGAGUGUCAACAUGGAUUUGCUAACCGAGUUCGUGAAACAGCACAGUGAAAUGAAAGCUGAGGAGGUGGAAGAAUGCCUCGAAGGUGGAGGUGAGAAGAAGGACGCUGUUAGGAUGCCCUAUCUGACCAAUUAUCUGAUCGUUUUGUUCCUGCCUAAGUACAGGCUCCUGGCACUGAUAAAUAUAUGCAUGACCAGUAUCAAGGUCGGCCUAUCCACCCUGACAAGACUGCUAAACUUCCAGAACGACGAAACAUGUCUGAGUUUCCUCGAAGAGGUAAACACUAUCAUGAAAAAUAACGAAGUGAUAAGUAAGCCCUCCCUGGACAACCUGAUGAAGUCGCCCUUAUUGAAGAAUAAGUACAUUAAUCAUAUCAGGUGA